CCAUCUUUCUUUCUUUGUCCUUCUAAAUUCUCUCUCUUUCAUCCCUAUUUCCAUUUCUUCAUUCUUAAUCUACCGUUUUACAUUCCUCUACCAGAAACAGGGAAAAACAAUAAAUGUUAUCUUCACCAACUCUUCCUCUGCAUUCUCUAUGAGAACAAGAAUUCAGGCUUGAGUUCAAAAUCUCAUUUGUUGAGCUAUGUUUUCUGAGCUAAUUUAGCUAAAGUUUCUUCAUUUAGUCUAAUUUUUGCUUAAGUUUUUUUUUUCCUCAACCAAAAUAGUUUCUUCUAUUGACCCAAGUUUCUUGAUCACAUUCUUUAAGUUGGGUUUUGAUUAGCUUUAAAUUUCGAUAUUGGAAAUAGGAAGGAUGAGUACUUUGAGGUCACAUUCCAUGAUUCUAAGACUGUGCUUUCUUGUGCUUGUUCACAUCCCUUCUUUGUAUUCAUACCCGGUACCCAUGGACUGUACGGAUACGGGACGGUUAUGCACUUCCUUUUUGGCAUUCAAGCCUCAAGAGAACCAAACUCUAGAGGUGAUUCAAAGCAUGUUUGAUGUUUUACCUCAAGAUAUAACUGUUGAAGGGAGCAGCUAUGACUAUGUUUUCAUCAGGAAGAACUGUUCUUGCUUAUCGACAUCCAGGAAUUACGCAACGAAUACUACUUUCACAAUGACAUCAAGUGAGGGGGACGUCUAUGACAUGGUUCUAGAGGCUUAUGAUGGUCUUGCUUUGGUACCCAAUGUUACAAGAAAGGCAAGGGUUGGUGCAGUGGUGUCUUUGAGGCUGUUUUGUGGGUGUUCAAGUGGGUUGUGGAAUUACUUGAUGAGUUACGUGAUGAGAGAUGACGAUAGUGUGCAAUCUCUGGCCAGUCGAUUUGGUGUUAGUAUGGAAAGUAUUGAGGAACUGAACGGGAUUCAGAAUCCAGAUAAUACCACUGUUGGUGCUCUAUACUAUAUUCCACUGGAUUCAGUUCCUGGUGAACCUUAUCUUGCUGAGAAUGACAUUCCCCCUGCCCCUGCUCCUGCACCACCUCUGGACACUAUUUCAGCAACUCAAGUAAAUCACAAAGUUCACAUUCCAUAUGGAUGGAUCAUUGGGGGUGUAGCUGGAGGGCUUGUUCUUAUAAUAUUAGGCAUAAUUGUUUGUGUUUUCCUGAGGUCAUCAAGCUACUUUGCUGGAGCUCAUGGAAAUCUUGCCAAAGAUUCUGAUGGCAAGAGUUCUCAUAAGUUUCAAAUUCUUCAGAAGACUAGUUUUUGUUGUGGUUCAGGAAGGUACAUCUGUGGCAAGUCUGGGGAUUGGAACCAAACAAAUGGGGAACCUAGUAACCACCAGAUUACCAUACCAAAAGCCCUGGGGACUGAUGUGCUUGAUAUGGAGAAGCCUGUGGUUUUCACAUAUGAAGAAAUUCUUUUCUCUACAGAUGGGUUCUCUGAUUCCAAUCUCCUAGGCCAUGGGAAUUAUGGUUCUGUUUAUUAUGGUCUCCUGCGUGAUCAGGAAGUUGCUGUCAAAAGGAUGACUGCUACAAAAACUAAAGAAUUUAUGGCAGAGAUGAAAGUCCUGUGCAAGGUUCAUCAUACAAAUCUGGUAGAAUUGAUUGGCUAUGCUGCUAGUGAUAAUGAGCUCUUCCUUAUUUAUGAAUUUGCUCAAAAAGCUUCUCUCAGAAGCCAUUUGCAUGAUCCCCAGAACAAAGAAGGUCAUAGCUCACUUUCUUGGAUCAUGAGGGUUCAAAUUGCACUUGAUGCUGCUAGAGGCCUUGAGUACAUUCAUGAGCACACUAAAGCUCAUUAUGUCCAUCGAGAUAUCAAGUCAAGCAACAUCCUACUUGAUGGUUCCUUCAGAGCAAAGAUUUCAGAUUUUGGAUUGGCAAAACUGGUUGGAAAAACAGGUGAUGGAGAAGCUUCGGCAACAAAAGUUGUUGGGACAUUUGGAUAUUUGGCUCCAGAGUAUUUGAGGGAUGGCCUUGCCUCCGCCAAAAGUGAUGUGUAUGCUUUUGGUGUUGUUCUCUUUGAGAUUAUAUCUGGAAAGGAAGCUGUCAUACGAAGUGAAGCCACAACAAUGAAAAAUUCUGAAAGGCGCUCCCUGGCAUCCAUUAUGUUAGCAACCCUUCGUAAUACACCGGACUCCAUGAGCUUUUCAAAAAUGAAGAAUUAUAUUGAUCCUAAUAUGAUGGAUCUAUAUCCCCAUGAUUGUGUAUUCAAGGUAAAAUUUUUCUGACCUUUUGAUCAAACCAAUAGCCAUUUUGAGUGAGAAAGGAUUCAUAGUCAAUGGAUGGACCUCUCCUAUAAAAAAAUUGGGAAAGUAAAAAACUGACUUGUCUUCUACCAAUAUGAUGAUAUGUCAAGUUUUUAUCAAUACUACAUUCAAUGGACUACAUGGAGAUGGAGCAUAACCUUAGAAGAAAUUGAUGACAUAUUAUGAUCUUCACGUGGGAAAUAGUCAAUUGGGGAUUUUUCAGUUGUUAGUGGAAGUAUUCCUCGAAGUUCUCAUUUCUAUAUCUAGUUAUGAUUCUAGGUGAACUAUUUUGUAUUGAAUGUUGCAUCUUCAAGAUACAUAAAUGCACUUCUAUCAAAUUUAACUUUGCAUAUACAGCACAGUGACUUACCAUUUCAUUUCUUGUGAUGAUUUGAGGAGAUGGCCAUGCUGGCGAAGCAAUGUGUAGAUGAGGAUCCCAUUCUUCGUCCUGACAUGAAGCAAGUUGUGAUUUCCUUGUCGCAGAUUCUCUUGUCAUCUGUGGAGUGGGAAGCAACUCUUGCUGGGAACAGCCAAGUAUUCAGUGGUCUCGUCCAAGGAAGAUAGCCAUGGACCAAGAGCAAGACAUCAUCUUUUUCUUCACCCAACUCUCUGCCUCUUUAUUACAGUUAUCUAUGUGUAUAGUAGCAAUGGAAAUCGACUAUAGCGGCGAUAUGGUAGUAUUUUAUCCACUAUUUUGAUUUGACAUCUCUGUUUCCCCUUUGUCUGUUUAAAUUGUUUGAGGGUUUUGUAACUUCUGUUUGAGUGGAAAAAUUUUGAUAUAAAAUGCCUUAAUUUAGCCAAGGAACUGUUUCUUUGUAAACGAGCUAUUUGAGUAGCUUGUGUAGCAGGUUUAAGUCCUGAAUGCAUAAGCU
Messenger RNA from Rubroshorea leprosula, 3099 nucleotides. NCBI's taxonomy places the organism in Eukaryota, Viridiplantae, Streptophyta, Magnoliopsida, Malvales, Dipterocarpaceae. The record is from the annotation of a GenBank genome assembly.